AUGCACGCAGCGAACUCAGGGGAUUCACUCAUGCAUGCAAGAAUGCUAGCAACAAUGGGCGCGAAAGCGAGGUUUCGAAGAACUAGGCUAGUCUUGGCUUCCACCAGGCGAGGGCGAAGCAACGAGGGAUUCACUCAGGAGCUCAAUCGAGGGUUAUGGUUCACCCGUAGGUAUCGACCCGGAGUUCAGGCGUUUCCCAGUCUUAUUGAUCCCCCGUUCUCCCGUAGACUCGGAAAGUCGCUACCAAACUACAGUAGUUACACGACUCGGAACGGCGGGAUACCCAUUCACAACAAUCGGAACGUGGAGACAAAGGUCUGCGGUACACUCUCCCGAUCUGCCAAAUCAAUUAUCAAGUACGGACAUUUUAGGUCAGUUUUGGACAAAUCUAUCCUUUUGGUCAAGAGUUUGGAAAAGGGCUUCAUCUUUUGCGCGGUUUUGGACAAAGGACUUCACCGAUAG
Molecule: messenger RNA, 462 nt
Organism: Striga asiatica
Lineage: Eukaryota; Viridiplantae; Streptophyta; Magnoliopsida; Lamiales; Orobanchaceae
Source: the annotation of a GenBank genome assembly